AUGAAGAUGAACAAACGUUUCAGUUACAUUGCCUUAAAAAAUGCCUUUUAUCCUCAAGCUGGCAUUGGGAUCUCAGCAAACUCGGGCCUUCUUUCCCCGCACAUUUCAAUGUUCUCCGUGGGCCCCAAGCCCAAGCUCACGGACCUGACCGUCACCCACCUGGCUGUGGUCCACAUAGUGAUGCUUCUCACCAGGGGGCUCCUGCUGUCCAUGGACCUGUGGGGAGCACGUGACGCUCAGAGCGACAUCUGGUGUAAAGUGAUCGUCUUCCUGAACAAGCUAAUGCGGGGAGCUCUCCAUUGCCACCACGGGCCUCCUGAGCACCCUUCAGGUCGUCACCAUCAGCCCCGCAACCUGCUCCUCUACACGGUGGCCACACCCAGUGAGCCCCAGCCUGGACUCCUCUUCCUCACGGACCACUGCUCCUUCUUGCCCAUGAGCUCUGUGCACAGGGCCCUGUCCACCCUGAUGGCAUUCAGAGAUGUCUUCUUCAUUGGGCUCAUGGCUCUUUCGAGUGGCUACAUGACACUUGUCUUGUACAGACAUGUGUGGUGGUCCCAGCAUCUCCACAGCCUGAGCUGUUCUCCAAGGAGCUCCCCAGAGAAGAGGGCCACUAAGACUAUCCUGCUGCUGGUGAGCUGCUUUGGGAUUGGAUACUGUGUGGACAUCAUCGUUUCGGUUUCCACAGGCACGACAUAG
Lepus europaeus (European hare) is the source of this 699-nucleotide messenger RNA. RefSeq names its product putative vomeronasal receptor-like protein 4. The transcript is spliced from 2 exons. The coding region runs from base 1 to 699 and encodes 232 amino acids. Gene Ontology annotation, biological process: G protein-coupled receptor signaling pathway. Gene Ontology annotation, cellular component: membrane. Gene Ontology annotation, molecular function: pheromone receptor activity. Lineage: Eukaryota; Metazoa; Chordata; Mammalia; Lagomorpha; Leporidae. The record is from RefSeq and is a predicted model, not a curated record.